This is a messenger RNA of Aphanomyces astaci, 1719 nucleotides long. RefSeq lists its product as hypothetical. NCBI's taxonomy places the organism in Eukaryota, Oomycota, Saprolegniomycetes, Saprolegniales, Verrucalvaceae. The transcript is spliced from 13 exons. The coding region runs from base 1 to 1719 and encodes 572 amino acids. The record is from RefSeq and is a predicted model, not a curated record.
AUGCAGAUCCCAUCACAGAAGCUGCCCAAGGGCGAAUCGGUGUCACUCCACGUCGACAACUUGGACCCAGAGGAGCUGCGAAUCAUGUUUGACUUUCUGGCAAAGUGUACAUCCAUCGAACAUGCACAUAUCGAUGUUGGAAAAAUCCCGACGAAACGUGCGUAUCGGCAAAAGCUGAUGCGUCUUAGCCUGGACGAGCCGUAUGCCAUGAUGCCACCAGGCUACAUGAAGAUCGUACGAAGCAUCAGCAUCAUGGCGUCCAAGGCCACGGAACUCGUAUCUCUCCACUUGGCAGGCAUUCGCAUCCCUCUCGAAGUCGCCUCGGAUCUCGCCCAUGGACUCCAAGGCUGCCGCGCGCUCCAGUCUAUCAAUUUAGAAGGCUCGCAAUUAGGCGACAGCGGCUUGGACAUCCUGGAAGAACGACUGGCUAGUCGGCCAAGCUUGUGCCACUUGGGAUUAGCUCACUGCAAACUCACAGACGUCAGCGCGAGGCCACUUGCGCGGAUCCUUCGCACCCAGGCCGCGCGGCGCGAUGAAAUGUACUGGAGCACGACCUUGCGCGGUCAAACGGUGCCCAACCGAGGGGAAGGCUGUUUUCUCUUGAACGUGGCAUCGAAUGCACUUGGAGAUGGCGCGACCGACGUUUUGUGUCAUGCACUGUACAACGACAAUUGGCUUUACGGGUUGAAUCUAAGUGAAAACAACAUUGGGCCACGGGGAGUAUUGAAUUUUGCCGACAGCUUGCAAACCAACACGACUCUGACGGUGCUAUUGCUCCAACACAACACCAACACAGACGAUCGUGUGUCGUCGUUUGUGAAUACGCUGCUGCAAGAUCGCCAAAUGGCCACGACGAAGCAGACGUCGAUGAACCAUCCGAUGGAGCACACGCUGCUCAAGGCCGUGCUCAAGUCCUGGGGAUGCCUCCGCCGCACCGCGGACGACGACUUGCUGGCUAAACUGCUUUCAAAGCGCACCAAAACGACUAGUGUCGCGAGUAAAGUGGACCACCGCGGCGGCAAAGUCCUUCGACGCUCUUCCGCACCAUCCAUUGGUGGCAAGGCACCGCUGACGAAAUCGUCGUCGUCGUUACGCCCUGCACGCCCUGCAUUGUCGUCCGUGCCCAAAGCCUCCAAGGUGAAAUCGGGGGGACCAAAGGCGGCCAAGAAAACCAUCUUGACAAAGAGCAGUGUGAAACAUGCCAAGCACACGGCAGCAACUACUUCGUCUUUGAAAAUCGGCAAACAAUGUCCGCUAACAUUGCAACCCGAACGCGACGGCGUAACGGCGCUGGAUAUGCUCCUAAAUGAACAGUCUGUGUUCCGGUCCAACCAGGAAGACCCCGCCGUCGUCGUCGCCGCCCCGGCCAAACGGUUGGACCAGCAAAUGUUGAUCAAGCUCAUGGAGCGCAUCUCCACCUUGGAAACAGCGCAAGCCAACGCCCAGCAACACAUUGACCGCGUCGAGGCGGAAAACUUGGCGCUCAAACAAAAAGUCGCCACCGUUGUCGCAGAUCCCAAGCCAGUGGACGCCUCGACCGCCGACAUGAUCCAAGCGCUGGAAUCUGCGAUAGGGCACUUGACAACCCAAGUGUCCCAGCUAGAAACGACACACAAAACCUCGUCCAAGCGACAGGCAGAAGACACCUCCUCGUUCACUGACGCCAUGCUCGACGACCUCUCUCUCCAACUCAAGCGCAGUUUUGGCCUCGACGAGUAG